Messenger RNA from Heterocephalus glaber (naked mole-rat), 6755 nucleotides. The record is from RefSeq and is a predicted model, not a curated record. Lineage: Eukaryota; Metazoa; Chordata; Mammalia; Rodentia; Bathyergidae.
CUCAGCCACCGCGGACGCUAUUGUUCCCCGUUGUUAGACUCUCUUUCGCCUCUUUUCAUCGCAAGCGAACAAUAGCAGGAGAGGGCUUUGCUGUCGGUCCUCCUCGGGAAGAGGUUCCGAGUGGGGAGAAAAAUUCCCGGCGAACGCACUUCGGGUCCGGACCCUGGAGCGGCUGCGGGCGGCAUGGCGUCUGGGAGCCUGGGCGCAGCGGGACCCCGCUGGGGCGUCCUACAGUCUCGCCUGCUGCUCCUACUCCUGCUCUUGCUGGGCCCCGGCCCCGGCUGGGUUUCGGCGCAGGGCGAGGCAGAGGCACCCAGCCCCUAUCUGUGGAAGACAGGUCCGUGGGGCCGGUGCAUGGGAGAGGAGUGUGGCCCGGGAGGCAUCCAGACCAGGGCUGUGUGGUGUGCGCACGUGGAGGGCUGGACCACGCUGCACACCAACUGCAAGCAGGUCGGGAGGCCUAAUAACCAGCAGAAUUGUUUCAAAGUGUGCGACUGGCACAAAGAGUUGUACGACUGGAGACUCGGGCCCUGGAAUCAGUGCCAGCCGGUGAUUUCGAAAAGCCUGGAGAAACCCCUGGAGUGCACGAAGGGGGAAGAAGGCAUUCAGGUGAGAGAGAUCGCGUGCAUCCAGAAAGACAAAGACCUUCCGGCCGAGGACAACAUCUGCGAGUACUUUGAGCCCAAGCCUUUCCUGGAGCAAGCUUGCCUCAUUCCUUGCCAGCAGGACUGCAUCGUGUCGGAGUUUUCCCCGUGGUCCGAGUGCUCCAAGACCUGCGGCAGCGGGCUCCAGCACCGCACACGGCACGUGGUGGCUCCGCCCCAGUUUGGAGGCUCCGGAUGCCCCAACCUGACGGAGUUCCAGGUGUGCCAGUCCGGGCCGUGCGAGGCCGAGGAGAGCAUGUACAGCCUCCAGGUGGCGCCCUGGAGCACGUGCUCCAUGCCCCACCUGCGAACAGCCAGACAAACCAGGAGGCGGGGCAAGAAUAAAGAGCGGGAAAAGGAAAGAGGCAAAGGAGUCAAGGACCCAGAGGCCCGGGAACUUAUCAAGAAAAAAAGAAAUAGAAACAGGCAGAACAGACAGGAGAAUAAAUACUGGGACAUCCAGAUUGGAUAUCAGACCAGGGAGGUUAUGUGUACUAACAAGACAGGAAAAGUUGCUGAUUUGAGCUUUUGCCAACAAGAGAAGAUGCCAGUGACUUUCCAGUCCUGUGUGAUCACCAAAGAGUGUCAGGUAUCCGAGUGGUCGGAAUGGAGCCCAUGCUCAAAACUGUGCCAUGACAUGGCGUCCCCUACAGGCACUCGUGUAAGGGCACGAACUGUCAGGCAGCUUCCUGUUGGCAGUGAAAAGGAGUGUCCAGAGCUUGAAGAGAAAGAAGCCUGCGUGUCCCAAGGAGAAGGAGUUGCUCUCUGUGCCACGUAUGGCUGGAGAACUACGGAGUGGACAGAGUGUCGCGUGGACCCUUUGCUCAGUCAGCAGGACAAGAGGCGAGCCAACCAGACUGCCCUCUGCGGAGGCGGCGUUCAGACCCGGGAGUUGUACUGCGUGCAAACCAAUGAGAGCCUCCUCUCGUACUUAAAUAACCACAAGGACAAAGAAGCCUCAAAACCAGUGGAUUCCAAAUUAUGUACUGGCCCAGUACCUAAUACUACACAACUGUGCCACAUUCCCUGUCCAGUCGAAUGUGAGGUGUCGCCUUGGUCAGCUUGGGGACCUUGUACUUAUGAAAAUUGUAAUGACCAGCAAGGCAAAAAAGGCUUCAAACUGAGGAAGCGGCGCAUUACCAAUGAGCCCACCGGAGGCUCUGGGGGGACUAGAAACUGCCCUCACUUACUGGAAGCCAUUCCCUGUGAAGAACCAUCCUGCUAUGACUGGAAAGCAGUGAGGCUCGGAGACUGUGAACCAGAUAAUGGAAAGGAGUGUGGUCCAGGCACACAAGUUCAAGAGGUUGUGUGCAUCAGCACUGAUGGAGAGGAAGUGGACAGACAGCUCUGCAGAGAUGCCAUCCUGCCUAUUCCUGUGGCCUGUGAUGCCCCGUGCCCAAAGGACUGUGUGCUCAGUGCAUGGUCCACCUGGUCCUCCUGCUCUCAUACUUGCUCAGGGAAAACUACAGAAGGGAAGCAGAUACGAGCACGGUCCAUUCUGGCCUAUGAGGGUGAAGAAGGUGGAAUUCACUGUCCAAACAGCAGUGCUUUGCAAGAGACACGCAGCUGCAAUGACCAUCCUUGUACUGUAUACCACUGGCAAACUGGUCCCUGGGGACAGUGCAUUGAGGACACCUCAGUGUCAUCCUUCAACACAACUACAGCUAGGAAUGGGGAGGCCUCAUGUUCUGUUGGCAUGCAGACGAGAAAAGUCAUCUGUGUGCGAGUCAACGUGGGCCAAGUAGGACCCAAAAAGUGUCCUGAAAGCCUUCGGCCUGAAACUGUGAGGCCUUGUCUACUUCCUUGUAGGAAGGACUGCAUUGUGACUCCCUAUAGCGACUGGACACCAUGCCCCUCUUCAUGUAAAGAAGGGUACUCCAGAGUCAGGAAGCAGUCUCGACAUCGGGUCAUCAUUCAGGUACCAGCCAAUGGAGGCCGAGACUGCAUGGAUCCUCUCUAUGAAGAGAAGGCUUGUGAGACCCCUCAAGUGUGCCAAAGCUACAGAUGGAAGACUCACAAGUGGCGAAGGUGCCAGUUGGUCCCUUGGAGUGUACAGCAGGACAUCCCUGGAGCACAGGAAGGCUGUGGGCCUGGACGACAGGCAAGAGCCAUUACUUGUCGAAAGCAAGACGGAGGGCAGGCUGGUAUCCACGAAUGCCUCCAGUACUCUGGGCCUGUGCCAGCCCUCACUCAGGCUUGCCAGAUCCCCUGCCAAGACGACUGUCAAUUCACCAGCUGGUCCAAAUUUUCUUCAUGUAACGGAGACUGUGGUGCAGUUAGGACCCGAAAGCGCACUAUCAUUGGAAAAAGUAAAAAGAAGGAAAAAUGUAAAAAUUCCCAUUUGUACCCGCUGAUUGAGACUCAGUAUUGUCCUUGUGACAAAUACAAUGCACAGCCCAUGGGGAACUGGUCAGACUGCAUUUUACCAGAGGGGAAGGUGGAAGUGUUACUGGGAAUGAAAGUACAAGGAGACAUUAAGGAAUGUGGACAAGGAUAUCGUUACCAAGCAAUGGCAUGCUAUGAUCAAAACAACAGGCUUGUGGAAACAUCCAGAUGUAACAGCCAUGGAUACAUUGAAGAGGCCUGCAUCAUCCCCUGCCCCUCAGACUGCAAGCUCAGCGAGUGGUCCAAUUGGUCCCGCUGCAGUAAGUCCUGUGGUAGUGGUGUGAAGGUGCGGUCUAAAUGGCUUCGUGAAAAACCAUACAAUGGAGGAAGGCCCUGCCCCAAACUGGACCAUGUUAAUCAGGCACAGGUGUAUGAGGUCGUCCCAUGCCAUAGUGACUGCAACCAGUACAUAUGGGUCACAGAGCCAUGGAGUGUUUGCAAGGUGACCUUUGUGAAUAUGCGGGACAACUGUGGAGAAGGCGUGCAAACCCGAAAAGUGAGAUGCAUGCAAAAUACAGCAGAUGGCCCUUCUGAACUUGUGGAGGAUUACCUCUGUGACCCAGAAGAGAUGCCCCUGGGCUCUAGAGAGUGCAAAUUACCAUGCCCUGAGGACUGUGUAAUAUCUGAAUGGGGCCCAUGGACCCGAUGUACUUUGCCUUGCAAUCAAAGCACUUCCAGGCAAAGAUCAGCUGAUCCCAUCAGACAACCUGCUGAUGAAGGAAGACCCUGCCCUGAAGCUAUUGAAAAGGAACCCUGUAACCUGAACAAAAACUGCUACCACUAUGAUUAUAAUGUGACAGACUGGAGUACGUGUCAGCUGAGUGAGAAGGCAGUUUGCGGAAAUGGCAUUAAAACAAGAAUGUUGGACUGUGUCCGAAGCGAUGGCAAAUCAGUGGACCUGAAAUAUUGUGAAGAGCUUGGCCUUGAGAGACACUGGCAGAUGAACACAUCCUGUGUGGUGGAAUGUCCUGUGAACUGUCAGCUGUCUGACUGGUCUCCUUGGUCAGAAUGUUCUCAAACAUGUGGCCUCACAGGAAAAAUGAUCCGAAGAAGAACAGUGACCCAGCCCUUUCAGGGUGAUGGAAGACCAUGUCCUUCCCUGAUGGAACAGUCCAAGCCCUGCCCAGUGAAGCCCUGUUAUCGGUGGCAGUAUGGCCAGUGGUCUGCGUGCCAAGUGCAGGAGGCCCAGUGUGGAGGAGGAACCAGAACAAGGAACAUUUCGUGUGUAGUCAGUGAUGGGUCAACUGAUGAUUUCAGCAAAGUGGUGGAUGAGGAAUUCUGUGCUGACAUUGAACCCAUUGUAGAUGGUAAUAAAAAAAUGGUUCUGGAGGAAACCUGCACCCAGCCUUGCCCAGGGGACUGUUACUUGGAGGACUGGUCUUCAUGGAGCCCAUGUCAGCUGACCUGUGUGAAUGGGGAGGAUCUUGGCUUUGGUGGAAUACAGGUCCGAUCCAGAGCAGUGAUUAUACAAGAACUAGAGAAUCAACAUCUGUGCCCAGAACAGAUGUUAGAAACAAAGUCAUGUGAUGAUGGACAGUGCUAUGAGUAUAAGUGGAUGGCAAGUGCUUGGAAGGGCUCCUCCCGGACAGUCUGGUGUCAAAGAUCAGAUGGCAAAAACGUAACAGGGGGCUGCCUGGUGAUGAGCCAGCCUGAUGUUGACAGGUCUUGUAACCCUCCGUGUAGUCAACCCCAUUCGUACUGUAGUGAGACAAAAACAUGCCACUGCGAAGAAGGAUACACUGAAGUCAUGUCUUCCAACAGCACUCUUGAGCAGUGCACACUUAUUCCCGUGGUGGUGAUACCCACAGUGGAAGACAAGAGGGGAGAUGUGAAAACCAGUCGGGCAGUACAUCCAACCCAACCCUCCAUUAAUCCAGCAGGACGGGGAAGAACUUGGUUUCUACAGCCAUUUGGGCCAGAUGGAAGACUAAAGACCUGGGUUUAUGGUGUUGCAGCUGGGGCAUUCGUAUUACUUAUCUUUAUUGUCUCCGUGAUUUAUCUGGCUUGCAAAAAGCCAAAGAAACCCCAAAGAAGGCAAAACAACCGUCUGAAACCUUUAACUUUAGCUUAUGAUGGAGACGCAGACAUGUAAAAUAGAACUUUUCCUGACAACAACCAAUUUGGCUUUCUGACUUUGUAGUUGAUAACCAGGGGCCACAACGACAAUAUCCAAACUGUGGAUUAUAAUUCGUUUUAACUUUUUUAAAGAACAUCAUGAAGGAAAGAGUGAAAAUCACAUUGCCACUGGAAAUCUUCAAGAUAAUACCAUUUAACGCAUAGACCAUCAACUCUAAGAUUUCUAGAUUUAGUUGAAUACAUGCUACAUUUUGGGAGUUUUAUGUCAUCUUCCUUGAAAUCUUCCAAUUGAAAAAUCACUUUCACCUCAAAAAAAUAGUGAUGAAAUUUGCCAUAUGGGGUUGCCUGAUGCAAGACUGUUUGCAGUGUUUAACCCACAGAACUUUCUAGCAUGAAGAGUUUAUACCAAGAUCCCUACAGUACUAUAGUCAAACAUAACAACAUCUAUAUUCAGCUGAAUGGUAUUCAUUAUAAUGUCAUAUUAUGUACUUGAUAAUAAGCAACUGUAACAGUGAAGAAAAGGUCGGCUCCAAGCUGAGCAGAAUCCCCAUGGAAUAAAGUCAGCAUCUUUGUGGUUCUGGGUAGCAUGUAUUGACUUGCAUUUCAAAGACAAAGACUCUUUUAUAAGACUUCAUUCUUGUCUUUCCACAAUAUACAAAUGCUGGACAUGUACUAGUAUCUUAGAAGAAAGAGUCCUCGAUUUCGGUAUUUUAUAGUAGUUAUUGUCUGGAAAACUAAUUUGUUUGUGUUAAUAGAUUUCUACUUUCCCUAAUUUUCAAACUGGUUGCCUACAUCUUUUGCUAUAUUGAAGGCACAUUUUUGCACUAUAUUAGUGCAGCAUGAUGGGCACUUAACCAGUAUUGCCAUAGAAACUGCCUCUUUUCAUAUGGUAUGAAGACAUCUGUGCCAAGAGGGUUCUGGAGACAUUUGCAAUUUCUUGUACCCUGAAGAGAAUGGAGUUCAGUUUGAAUGGCAACAGGAUGGAAUCAGCUAUGACACCUGCUGUGUGCACUCUUCCUCCUCAACACAGCCACUGCAAAACUGGCAACAUGGUUGUAACCUAAGUGUUAAGGUCCCCAGCCCAUGAACCCUCAAAAGGUGGAUCCCUCUAGUUGAUUUGUAAUUGUUCUUUGAAGGCUGUUUAUGACUAGAUUUUUAUAUUUGUUAUCUUUGUUAAAAAAAGAAAAGAAAAGAAAAAAAGGAACUGGUUGUCUUUUUAAUUUCAAGCAGAUGGAAAAAUAACGUAUCAAUGAUUUUUAUAACUAAAAGAAGCCAAAAUUAUGUGUUGAUUCUUCUUUCUCCCUGAUUUGUUUCUCAGUUUUAGAUUCAAAGUCUGUCCUGCAGGCAUUAUUUCAAAAUCUCAUAGUCUUUUGUUUUUCUCAUUGGUUAAAUUUGAAGCAGUCUUUUAAAUAUAUGAUUUCAAAAACUAAAAUUUGAAAAAGGAAGAAUGAGUAUCUUGUCCAGGACUUCAUUAUGUAUCUACACCAAGGUUGGUCAACAUUUUUUCUUUAGAAUCAAAUAGUAAAUAUUUCCAUCUUGGUCUGUGUUGCAACCUCUCAACUCUGUCAUGUAUAAAGUUGGCACAGAUGAUGCGCAGUAAGAAAAAGAAUGAACAUGACUGCUUUCCAGUUAAAUUUUACUUACAAAAAA